UAAAAGUGUCAAGAAAUUGAAUUCAAGUUUUUUCUUGAAGUUUUUAAUUUUUAUUCUUUCAAAUCAAUAAUUAUGUAUUAUUACUUUUUCUAUAAAAAUUUAGAAUGAGAAUUAAAUAUUGCGUUAUGUGCAACUCAAUAAUGAAAUAUGCGUGAAUUUGGAAAAUUUGGUCCUAUAAUUGGUGCCAUUGACGAGGGUACUUCAAAUGUAAAAUUUCUGGUAUUUGCUGCAAACACAUCAGAAGUGCUGACCUAUCACCAAAUAUCAUUAAAACGAUUUAGUCCUCGAGAAGGAUGGGUGGAACAAGAUGCAUUGGAAAUUUUGAGUGCUGUUUUGGAAUGUAUCGAGGUAACAGUAGACAAUUUGAAAAAACUUGAUAUUAAUCCUGAAGAUGUUGUGGGCAUUGGAAUCACUAACCAAAGAGAAACUACUAUAGUGUGGAAUUCUGCCAAUGGAGAACCACUUUAUAAUGCCAUUGUAUGGUUAGAUGUUAGAACAUCAAGUAUUGUCGAUGAUCUUCUUAAAACCAAAGGAGCACAGUCUAUAAAUGCUGUAACACAAACAAGUGGGCUACCAUUGUCUACAUAUUUCUCAUCAGUAAAGCUAAAAUGGCUCUUGCGAAAUGUCACUGCCGUUAAAGAUGCAGUUAGUAAUGGUGAAUGCAUGGUGGGCACUGUAGACUCGUGGUUAAUUUGGAAUCUUACAGGUGGAAGCCGAGGGGGCGUGCAUGCUACAGAUGUCACAAACGCGUCUCGAACUCAACUUAUGUCAUUAAAAAGCUUACAAUGGGACAAAGGACUGUUGCGUUUUUUUGACAUACCAGUGCAAAUACUUCCAAAGAUAAAAAGUUCUGCUGAAAUUUAUGGGUACAUCGCUACUGGUUCAUUACUUGGCACACCAAUUGCUGGGUGCUUAGGGGAUCAGCAGGCGGCUCUGGUUGGUCAAAAUUGCAUGAACUUUGGCCAGGUUAAAUGCACUUACGGUACAGGCUGUUUCUUGCUUUACAACACAGGUGAAUCCAUAGUGCACUCACAGAAUGGGCUACUUACAACAGUGGCAUAUAAGCUUGGACCAAAUUCUCCCCCCAUUUAUGCAUUAGAAGGAUCAGUUGCGAUAGCAGGCGACACGUUACAGUGGCUGCAAGAUAGCCUGGGCAUCAUUAGCGACGUCUCCGAGACUGAGACUCAAGCGUCACAAGUGACUGACGAUGAUGAAGGAAGCAUUUGUUUUGUGCCUGCAUUUAACGGGUUGUAUUCACCUCACUGGAGAAAAGAUGCCAGAGGUGUGAUGUGCGGGCUGAGCAGCCGCACGCGGCGCCAGCACGUGGUCCGCGCGGCGCUGGAGGCGGUGUGCCAGCAGACGCGCGCCGUGGCCGACGCCAUGGCGGCCGACUGCGCGCCGCUGCGCCGCCUGCUCGCCGACGGCGGCAUGGCGCAGAACGCGGCGCUCAUGCAACUGCAGGCCGACCUGCUGGCCAUACCGGUGAUUCGCCCUCUCAUGAUGGAAAGCACAGCUCUCGGAGCAGCCAUAGUAGCGGGGCGCGCGCUCCAGGUGUGGCCAGUUAGUACACCCAGCCCACCAGCCGACACCUUCUUACCAGGAAUUUCUAAUGAAGAACGAGAAAUACGUAAAGUUCGCUGGGAGAAAGCCCUAGAUAGAUGUUUGGGCUGGGCAUCAGAAGACAAUGAGACAACACAGUACAAACCUGAUGAGGUUGACUACACCACAGCAGUGUUACCAUCAGGCCUGUUCUUCCUUGGUACAGCAUUGCUUGUAAUAUUAGCAGAUAAAUUAAGAAUGUAGAUUUCAAUGUUCCUCAAAUUAGUCAUUAGAUUAUGUUAUACCUGCAGUGAUAGUCAGUCAGCCAUAAUACAUGCAGUAUUAUUAUUAUUAUUAUAUAGUGAAAUGUUACCAUAAAAUAAAAUGAAAUGAUUUA
Messenger RNA from Bicyclus anynana (squinting bush brown), 1936 nucleotides. RefSeq names its product glycerol kinase (gene Gk-2). Gene Ontology annotation, biological process: glycerol metabolic process; triglyceride metabolic process; glycerol-3-phosphate biosynthetic process. The transcript has 12 exons. The record is from RefSeq and is a predicted model, not a curated record. Lineage: Eukaryota; Metazoa; Arthropoda; Insecta; Lepidoptera; Nymphalidae. The coding region runs from base 148 to 1803 and encodes 551 amino acids. Gene Ontology annotation, molecular function: glycerol kinase activity. Gene Ontology annotation, cellular component: mitochondrion.